This is a messenger RNA of Linum tenue, 1590 nucleotides long. The record is from the annotation of a GenBank genome assembly. Lineage: Eukaryota; Viridiplantae; Streptophyta; Magnoliopsida; Malpighiales; Linaceae.
ACUAAUACAUGUCAAUAUUACCCUCCGAGGUUUGCAACUCCUACUGAGGCAGCGGCCUUCGAAGCUGAAUGUACGAAGACUGUGUCACAACUGCUUGCUUUGUGUUUUCCACCUGUUGCCGAUUCUACGCGUUACCAUUGCUCUGGUCGGAUCGUUUCGGUUGAUUCUUCUAUGCAGUGGUACUACUUGGGUUGUGCGCUUUGUUCCAAAGCAGCCAUAGAUUAUGAUGGUGUUGACAAAUGGUGUGAUGACCACCGUCGUUUGGUGCCUCAACAAACACAGAACUUUUACAAACUUCGGGUAACAGUUGAUGACAACACUGGAUCAGCAGCUUUUGUUCUGCUGGGUAGGGCCGCUGACCUUCUUGUGGGCUUGACUGCUAACGAUCUCUCUACUAGGUUUCCUUACCAGCGCAAUGUUCUUCCACAAGAACUUCUGGCUCUUGAAGGACGAGACUUUACUUUUGACGUCCAGCUUCCAAAACCGGAAUAUGGGGCUCGUGGCCCGCCAGAGUUCACGGUCCUUGCUGUCAAUGAGCAAGAACAGCCAAAUUCCUGCUCACCAACUCUUAGUCGCCGGUCAAGAAAUGCUAUGCCCCAUACACCACCUCCUAACAGUCCUCACUUGAUGCCUCUUACGUCUCCAUAUGUUGUUCCAACAAUUCAGACCGCUUCGGUAGACCAUGGUUCUUCUAUUGCUUCACCAAGUGGGAGUUCUCAGCUUGCAUUUUCUACUCCUCCACGUCGCCCCUACAACAGUUCCAGUAGGCGCAUCGCUGCUGUAUCCUCACCCUCAUCUGCUGCAUUGGGAAGUGUCGUAGCUCCUUCUCCUGAACUUGGUCGUACUGAGAUUGUUUCCUAUGCGCGGUCAGUUUCUUGCCUUUUCCUGUAUUACCUCAAGCGUUCGACUUAACGCCUGCUUAUAUUUGUCAAUGACUCUUGCACACCCGUUUUAACUGCUUCUUAGCCCUAGAAGUGAGGAAGUGCCCCCAGAAACUGCAACACAGCGAUCCCCACAGUACCUUCCCUCCUGUUAACUUACUUACUAGCUUUACGUGUCUCUUUCUUUCCUUCCUGAGCAUCUCUGUAUCAGGGAACUUGCUUCGGACACUACAGAUGCUACUGUGCAGAACAAGACCAUUAGUUCGCAGAAAGCGAAGCCGAAGAAACCAUCUGCUAAGAAGAAGUCUCUCUGCCCUUUAUUACUUACUAUGUUUCUUGUACCAAAUUUACCAUAUCCUACAUUAGGUCUUAGUUUCCUGUUUACCUUGCUUCUGUUUGCAUAUUGCCAAUUGACUUUGGUUUUUUUUGCACCCUUCGUUUCAAAUGUGCCCGCCAUUGUUAUUUCGUUUGGUUGGUUGUUAACUGUGCAUACGCCACUAUUGUCUCUUGGAAUUCUUUUACUUAUCAUAGUAUCCUGCAUUGUACUUCGGUUUACUGUCCUUACCUUAUACAGCUUUGUUGGACUUUUGCAGGAAAACUGGAAGUCCAAGUGUUGCGCGUCGUCCUGCAGUUACUCUUGCAAAAACCGAUGUUCCAAUAUCGUCCCUUGAGAUCCCUACUGGACAUCCUUUGCCAACCGAAUCGGCGA